GCGGGGGCCAUGCUCGGAGGGUGCCUGCAGCGCGAACACGAACGAGAGAGAGGGGCUCGUGCCGUGACUCGCGAGACGGCUUAUAGCGCGGACGCGGACCGUCUUGGCGCGCCCCUCCGUCGGCUUUCCGCGCCGCUCUAUCUCCCCGCCUCGACGUCUCCCGUUCGCACAUCUGUCCUCCCAAGCUCUUCCAAGCACGACGCGUCCACCAUGUGCGGAGCGCCAGAGCCUGUCGCGGUAUAUGCGCAGCGGCGUGUAGUGCAGCUAUUUACUGUCACAUCUGCAUCUACGCAACCACGAUCCCCCCAGCCACCGAAUCACGUACGACAAAGAAAACCCAACCCAUCGAAAUAAAAUUAAACAUUCCCCACGUCUCUCCGCGCCCCCUCCUCGCAUGCACAACCAGCCAGACGCCUAGGGAUAUCGCGUGAGGGAAGGGAAGCGAGGCCCCCGCGUCCGCGUCCGCGUCGACGAAAGACUCGUGAUGGGAAUGGACCUGCGAGUCUGCCCGUUCAACCUUGCUCACGCGCCGCGUACCAUCUCCAGAUCACGGGCAAAAUUCGCAGAGGAUUCUCGACAAGGCGGUUUUAGAGCCCCGAGCCUGCGCUUGGAUCGGCUUGAGAGGUGCCGGGCCCCUUCUUCUGUGAAAAGCCGCAACUCGCAAACAAACACAAACCCACCCACCCACCCACCCACCGACGAUAGGAAACAAAACCAAAACCACUUCGGACCUCCCCGCGCCCCUCCACCCUCACACCCCGCCGUCCACAUCCAGACCAGACCAGGUCGGACCGCGCGCGCGCUGCAGACGCAUCUGAUCAUGCACGGCCAUGUCUCUCGCCCACCGCCACCGCCGCCGCCUCCCGCCGCGCCCCGUCGCUCGCUGCUCGGCGACCUAAAGCGACCGCACGAGCGCCGUAGGAACGCUAGACCCCCGAAACCGCCCCGACACGCCCCCACACGAAAACCCGCGCGAGACCGCCCAGAUCCGCGCUCCGUGGCGCGCUCCGUGGCAGCGCGAUAUCGUGUUUCCAAUCCCUGCCUCGUCGCUCGCGCGGCCGCACGGGCGCCAUACAGCAGACGGUGCGCGCGCGCGCUGCGAGAGGCCGCUAGGUGUGCCCUGUCGCCGUGUGUCGGCGCGGCGCGGACGCGGGCGCUCUCGUGUAGAGACGACGAGGUCAAAGACGAAGACGCGGUAACGGCGGCGGGAGGAUGCGUGCCUCGCGCGGUGCCCCUUCCCCUGUCUCUUCUUAGCGUCUGCAUUGCGCGACGCGUAGCGGCCAUGGAGAACGCAGGCCUGAUGCCAUACGACACAACUAACAUCCCAAAAAACGAAAGGAGGGGGAGAAAAACACUCCGCGUCUCCGCGCGCCCUUCCGCCCUCACACGCCGCCGUCCACAUCCAGACCAGGUUGGACCGCGCGCGCGUGCACGCAGCGCUCUGGCCGCGCCCCCGUCAACAGCGCGCUGCAGACGCACCAUGCACGGCUCUGUCUCUCGUCCACCGCCGCUACCGCCCCCCGCUGCGUCUCGUCGCUCGCUGCUCAGCGACCUAAAGCGGCCGCACGAGCGCCGUAGUAAAGCCAGACUAUCAGAAGCGUCCGCGAAAGGCUCCCACACGACCGCGUACCGCCCCCGCGGAGGUCCCACAUGUGCCCGUCCUCACCAUGUGUCGGCGAGCCCUCGCGCGGCUCCGGCGGGGGGCCUCUUUGGUGGGUGUUGGCAGCGGCGUACAGACGACGCGCACGAGGACGCGGACGGGGCCAGCCGCGCCGUGCGUGCGACGGAGUAACGGCCGCGGAGAACGCACGCCUCGCGCCGCCGCGCCGCCGUCUGGCCUACACCCGCCGGAGCUGCGCCCGCCUGCAUUGGGCGACGGAUCCGUCAAUGGAGGAAGAAACGAGCGGCGAGCUGCUUGUCGGGAGACGAGACGAGACGGGCAGGAGGUGGUGGUGGAGGAAGAGGACGCAGGAGGUGGUGGUGGAGGAAGAGGACAGAGCUCGCUCACCGGGCGUCGGGUCGCCGAGGGCUGGUGCGUGAGUUCGUAGGUAGGUCAAGGACGCUAGUGGUGGGUGCUCGAAUACCGGGAAGCGCGCGGUUGCGCUGCGGUCGUGGGGACCGAGCUCACGUUUUCGGGCUCUCUUAACCGAUGCGCGGAGCGCCGACGCGGGGUUUUGGCUUCUGCUUUGUGGUCGUUUGAUCUCGGCGACGGCUGCUUGGCUCGUUUGCGCGUUCUGUGUCCCUUGCGCGAUGCGGACAAUGCAUCGCUGUGCGCCGCACUCUGGCGUCGUUCUUGACUUGCGGGCGGUCCUGGCGCGCCCUCCAUGAGAGACUGAUGAACGGACCUUGUUCUCUCCCUUGUCUGCGACGCGCGUUGCGGUGGGCUGCAUCACGGCAGGCAGGCUUGCUGGCUGCGUAAGCGUUCUCAUCGACGGGAUACAGACGGUGCAGCGGUGCCCUUUGGCGUCCUGGUCGGAUCGCGGAGCUGGCUGGGAGCGGCACAGGCACGCCGCCCUUUCUUCGUAGCCUCUCCCCCUGCGGCGAUCUUUGUUCGUUCGUUCUCUUCCUUGUCCGCGCGGGACGCGUCUGGAUCCGUUCAGUGCGCGAUUCGCCUCGAGAUCGAGAUGUCGUCGACGGCGUCUUACUCGCUUAUUCGGGCUCUCGAGGGACGUGGAACAACGCAGCGCAUUUUGCUUCCCGGCCAGAGCGCUGAUCUGGCUCUGAAGUGGCGCAAGCAUGCCCCUUUUAUUUGACUCAACAUUGCGGCACGCAGACCCGCUUGCGGCAUCGCCGGACAUCGCGCGACACGCGGAACCGGCGCGUAGAAAUGCUCUCUUGCUUUGUGAGAUCCGAGCCAAUGCUGCUACGUAGCCCCUUAUCUCGUGAUCUGCUUCUGCGGAGCAGAUGUUC
Messenger RNA from Heterobasidion irregulare TC 32-1, 2910 nucleotides. RefSeq lists its product as uncharacterized. The transcript has 4 exons. The coding region runs from base 485 to 1792 and encodes 435 amino acids. Lineage: Eukaryota; Fungi; Basidiomycota; Agaricomycetes; Russulales; Bondarzewiaceae. The record is from RefSeq and is a predicted model, not a curated record.